AUGUCGUCCGAAUUAGGUUUACUCCGACAAGAAAAUGCAAAACUUAUGGUUGAGAACGCUUUGCUCCUGGCUAAGGAAGCGGGUUUAUGGCCAGAAUUGUGGAAAGGCUUAAAGCAAAUUUUUCAUCCUCCUGAAAAUCAUUCAUCUUACCAUGUCGUCUGUGGUGAACAUGGAGCCGGGAAAACUACGUUGACGAGAUUAACGGCAAGAAAAUUUGGACAGGGCGUUAUAUAUGUUGAUGUUCCAGCAAACCUUGACGAAUUUGGUGACGAAUUUGAUUCUCUUUAUUAUAGAGGAAUCAAAGCAUCACAAGUGGAAUCCGGAUAUCUCCAGGAUGAUGCAAAGGACAAGCCGAUUUCAGUAAAUACAUCGCAGUAUUUGCCUGUACGGUCCCUCGAAGAAUGGAAUGUAAGUAUAGUUUUUGGUCGUCUUGAGGGAAAUAAGCGAGAAAGAAUCAAUGGAAUAUCUAAUCAACAAGCGGAAGAUAAAACCUGUAGAGGCAAAAAAAAAUAUGAUCUAGUAGGUGGGCGCAUCAGAUCACGUCUAAUAAAUUUCUGGCUGGACAACCCUUUGAAGCAGUCAACCCUAGCUGAAGUCAAGAAGAAAUUUGAUUUCGCAAAACUCCUUCGAAAUCAAUCACGUCACGAAACAGGAAAGCGUGUCAUCCAUGCACUGCUUGAUUCGGAGGAGAUUGAUACUGAUGUAUUUAGAAUGAUAAGGAAUACGGUGAAGUUUUAG
Paraglomus occultum is the source of this 738-nucleotide messenger RNA. The record is from the annotation of a GenBank genome assembly. NCBI's taxonomy places the organism in Eukaryota, Fungi, Glomeromycota, Glomeromycetes, Paraglomerales, Paraglomeraceae.